GCCGAAUUGUCGUCAUGAUUGUUCGACAAAAAUAAACGUGACUCGAGUUUGGUGCUUAUAUUCAAACAAUCGAAUUCAUCGGAGCAAUGAAGAUCGAAUGUACAGACCUUACCGGACCGAGAACAGACGAGCUUUAUCGAACCGUCAAUAUACCUUUGCGAUUCAUGUAUCCAAAGCUGCUGAGGGGCUACAGGCAGUCGACGAUGGACCCCUCGAGCGGCGAUCCACAUCCAUGCUAUCGCAGCACGUCGAUGGAUUACGGUUGGUUCGCGCCGACCGUGCACACCGUGCCGACCGCCUAUUUCCCGCGAAACUACGCGUUCAGCGUCGAGGUGGCCAGGGGCGGCAUGUGGCGCAAUUGCUCGCUCAAUACUGAACUGGAUAAAAACUGA
Trichogramma pretiosum is the source of this 392-nucleotide messenger RNA. RefSeq names its product UPF0691 protein C9orf116 homolog. The transcript is spliced from 2 exons. Gene Ontology annotation, biological process: axoneme assembly. Bases 87 to 392 code for a protein of 101 amino acids. Lineage: Eukaryota; Metazoa; Arthropoda; Insecta; Hymenoptera; Trichogrammatidae. The record is from RefSeq and is a predicted model, not a curated record. Gene Ontology annotation, cellular component: axonemal microtubule.